UGUGAGAUUUUUUCAGAUAAGAAGAAAUGCAGAUCACGGAACAGAGCUUCGUCUCCAAGAGCCUUCAUGCUCAUCUUUUUCUGAAAAAAAAUUGCAGAAAACUCAGUAAAGGUAUAAAAUUUAGAACCACAUUAGCUAGAAAAAGAGAUUUAUCUGAGAAUUCAAGGGCUAAACAAGGACCCAUCUUCCCGUUAAAGGUUUCAAACACAAUUCUUGCUCGAGCUAUGGUCGCUGUGUUUGGAUUAGGAUUCAUUGAUGCCGGGUACAGUGGAGACUGGUCAAGGAUUGGAGUGAUCUCAAAAGGGAGCGAGGAUUUGCUGAAGGCUGCAGCUUUUGUAGUAGUCCCCUUGUGUUUGUUUCUCAUAUUGUCCUUGUCUAGAGAACCCAAUUCUUGAAAAAACAGGGAAUUUCUAUGACUUGCAGUGGAGCAAAUUAACACUGACCUGUAUUUUGGAAGUGGUGAUGGGAUUUGAAUUUGUGUAAAUUUGCAUAAAACAUAAUAUUAAAUUUUCUUUUAGUUUACAUAAA
Malania oleifera is the source of this 528-nucleotide messenger RNA. RefSeq lists its product as uncharacterized. The record is from RefSeq and is a predicted model, not a curated record. The transcript is spliced from 2 exons. The coding region runs from base 27 to 395 and encodes 122 amino acids. NCBI's taxonomy places the organism in Eukaryota, Viridiplantae, Streptophyta, Magnoliopsida, Santalales, Ximeniaceae.